AGAGAAAGGGCAGCGAUUGGUGGAGAGAGUUUGAUAUGUUUUUAGUGUUUGUUUGGGGCUUGGAGAUUGUCUCCGUCCCGUUUCUCUCUGUUCCUCCCCCUCGAAAACCCUUUCCUUAUUCUUCCCUCCGCUAGAGAGAGAAAGAUAAAACCUAGAAAUUAUUUUCUGGAGGAAAUUUGGCGGAAAUUUCCAGGAGCUGAGGAUCCGAGCUAGGGUUUCGGGUGUGAAUAUCCGGGUUUUUCUGGGUGCAAGGUGAUGUUGGGAUUGCGGUAACUGGAUCGAAAUGUUGGUUAGGAAUGCAAAUUUGUUGGAAUUCUAGUUCCGAUCUUGAAAUUACGGCGCGAAUCGAAGGCUCGAAGCAAUGGAUGUGGACUCAUCGUCGAUGGUGCCGGACACUGAUCACGAUCCGGCAGUGCCAAACCACAGUACGACGUCGUCUCAGGCCGCAGUAGAAGGGGAACAACAGCUUGGCGAGCAGGCGCAACCGGGAACUGGAUCUCCUCCGCAGCAGCCUCAGACAGCGGCUGCUCCACAGGCACCACAGACUCCGGUGGCGGGACCGCGGCACGCCCCAACGUACUCGGUGGUCAAUGCAAUUUUAGAGAAAAAAGAGGAUGGUCCAGGGCCAAGAUGUGGCCACACGUUGACUGCGGUGGCGGCUGUGGGCGAGGAGGGCACGCCGGGCUACUUUGGCCCCAGGUUGAUUUUAUUUGGUGGUGCCACAGCUCUUGAGGGCAAUUCGGCGGCUUCAGGGACUCCAUCAUCAGCUGGAAGUGCCGGCAUAAGACUUGCAGGUGCCACAGCGGACGUGCAUUGUUAUGACGUGCUAACAAAUAAAUGGUCUAGGAUCACACCCUUUGGAGAACCUCCCACCCCAAGGGCUGCACAUGUAGCAACAGCUGUAGGAACUAUGGUGGUUAUUCAGGGUGGAAUUGGUCCUGCUGGUUUGUCUGCUGAGGAUCUUCAUGUUCUUGACCUCACACAGCAACGGCCUCGAUGGCACAGGGUUGUUGUUCAAGGCCCUGGACCUGGGCCACGCUAUGGACAUGUGAUGGCAUUAGUGGGGCAAAGAUAUCUUAUGGCAAUUGGUGGUAAUGAUGGAAAACGGCCUUUAGCUGAUGUUUGGGCUCUCGACACAGCUGCCAAACCUUAUGAAUGGCGUAAGUUGGAACCAGAGGGGGAGGGUCCACCACCAUGCAUGUAAAUCUUUCAUGCUCUCCCUCUUUAACACUCAUGACACUCAAAUUCUUAUUAUAACACAUA
Malus domestica (apple) is the source of this 1263-nucleotide messenger RNA. The record is from RefSeq and is a predicted model, not a curated record. NCBI's taxonomy places the organism in Eukaryota, Viridiplantae, Streptophyta, Magnoliopsida, Rosales, Rosaceae.